CGGAAGUCGGAUGUUGCUGUUGAGUCACCCCUGACUGGUAACAGCCAGAUAGCGGAAAACAAUUCGAGAUGAUGCUGACGACCUGGGCAUCUUCUAACCGAUCCAGACAUUGAAUAAAUGCUCGUUUCAAUUUGGACAUUGUUUCAGGUAUCUGUGCUACACUGUAACAGGCUGACCUUUUACUGAGAUGAUGGAGGAAGUCGACAGAUUUCAAGUGCCUCCGGUUAAUCCAGAGACGGAGCUGCUGGACUCUGCAGCAACAACCACUUUGGAGGCCGACUCAAGCACGAUGGAACCAGAGUCGGUCGCCAUCAACUACAAACCCUCCCCACUACAAGUCAAGAUAGAGAAACAGAGGGAAUUGGCACGGAAGGGCUCAGUGAAGAAUGGUACUGUGGGUAGUCCGGUCAAUCAGCAACCCAAGAAAAAUAAUGUCAUGGCUAGAACAAGGUUGGUCGUCCCUAAUAAAGGCUAUUCAUCAUUAGAUCAAAGUCCAGAUGAGAAGCCGCUCGUAGCCUUGGACACAGACAGUGACGACGACUUUGAUAUGUCUAGAUACUCAUCAUCCGGAUAUUCUUCCGCCGAGCAAAUAAACCAAGACUUAAACAUCCAGCUGCUGAAGGACGGAUACCGAUUGGACGAUCCCGACGACGAAGAUCUGGACCUCAUCCCUCCCAAAUCAGUCAACCCCACCUGCAUGUGCUGUCAAGCCACUUCCUCCACUGCGUGUCAAAUUCAGUAACACGCCACCUCUAAACCUCGCCGUUUAAUCGACCCGAAGAAUAGAUUCACUUAAUUUAUUAAACACGAUAGAAUAAGUGUAUUUCAAUUGAUUUAAAAUAGGGAAUGUUGAAUGAAAAUGCACAAGAAAUAUGUUACCGUCAUUGGUUCCUCCUAUGGUAGGACGUUAGUGUUUUUAUCAUCACCAGAGGGCGCUAGACCAGGAUGUGUACAGAUGCAUUGAGGUACCUGAAUGCGGAGAACGUAUGCCGCGGUUCAAAACAGAAUGUUCGACUCUUAAGUUUUCUUCUCUAGAACAGUGUUUGCCAACCUUUUCACAGCAACGUGUCCUUACUGGAUAUCAUUUAACAGCAUAAUGAAUAUUAUUCUGUCGCUAUAAUACUGAGAUAGAUUCUAGCCCUCCUGCGACCCUGAUGAAUAAACUGGUUUGGAAGAUGGAUAGAUUCAUAUUAUUAAAAUGCCAAGUUUUGCAAUUAUACACUUUCACACUUUAAGAAAUACCGAUUUUGAAUCCGCAUUAAAGUUAAUAUUGUUCUCCGCUGACCCUUAGGGAAUCAAUGCUCUAAUGCCCAGCUAUGUUUAGCGUACACUUUUAGAUAGUAAGUACAGAAUUCGUCUUUGUCAAAUGAAAGGGAGUGUAAAGAGACCAGAAGAAUCUGUUUCACAUUUAGAUUCUUAUUCAUAUUUUCCUAUUUAAGUAUUAAUAUAUUAUCAGUAGCUUUGUAGCACAUGAGUAAAUGACAUACUCUUAGAAAUCUUUACAAACACACACACACACACACACCGAUCUGCUAAAAUAGUCAAAUCAUGUUUAGAUGUUAUGUCAGGGAAUGUACCUCCAAACAGAGACUGUUUUAUAAGUAUAAUUUAUGUUCCAUAAAAUUUUGAUCAGCGUUACUUGUGGAUUUUGAACAUAAUGAAAACUUGCACACAAAAUCAGCACAGUUACCGGUUUUUGUAGGGAAAAGCUUAUUAAAGCUUGUUAGUUUCAUCAGCAGAUAGUUCAAGAAUACGUGAAUACCUCUAGAUCUAAAACACGAUUUGGUACGACUUCAGGAUAGAGGAAAAGCUUGCAUUGAGGUACUUUAAGUCAAAAAAGCAGUUGCUAGAUAGGGUAUGCAACAAUGCAACAGAUUUUGUUCAACACGAUACACUAUUUGUGCCAAAAUGCAUUAUUUCUUUAGUUUAAAAACGGAAUUGACUGGGGAAACCUAUGCCCAUGGCCAACAUUCUAAACGAUCCCCAAAAUCAAUGUUACAUUUGGUUUAACACAGACUUUAAUGAUCUUGUUCCAUGUGAAGUCAUUUUAAAGUGCAAUACCGUCUUGUCAGACAGUGUCAUUUAAUGCAUGUCUUAUGUACUGUAGAUUUCCAAAAUUUUUUGUCUUUUGUUCGUCAUGCAACUAUAUUAGGACUUUCCUAUUGACUUUGCUUUUGUUUAUUUUGUGAACUUUCAAGAGCACAUAAACCUAAAGUCACACCCUACUACACUGAGCACUAUGCUACCAACACUCCAGUCCUCAACCAAUGUACUACAUCUGGAGAAUGUAUGAAUUACAAUGUAAAAAUGUCAUAAUCUAAUAUUUAAUGUUUUCCUGCAUUGCUAUAUCAGUGACCAGAAUAGUAUAUGACGGUCACUGCUUUUCACUGAAUGCAGAACACUACAGUGUUAACUUUUCUUCUAAACAUUUUUAUUGCAAUAUCGGGGAAUAUUUAACUCUGCGUUGCCAUUUAAACCCCUGGUUGCCACGUGUCAUGUAUGUUUUAGUAAGAAAGCUUUUAGCAUAGCAACAUAUACUCUCGCUUUGUCAUGGUAUGUAGAUGUGCCACAGGAUGGAUUUUUUUCAUCUGUGUAUGUGUGUAUGCUUCUCCUGGUGUCAAUACAAUACUGUGUCCCUGCUUUGGAUGAAGAGAAAAGCACCGUUGUGUAUCAUCGCUUGGAUUAUCCUCCACUUUUUGUUACUACAUUGAAUUAGAGUUUGCCUUAAAUGAAGCUAAACAGCGGGUCAGUUUAUUUAUUGCCUGUGACAUGUUUUUAAUUUAUUGAAAUAAAUGGGAUGUUUAACAUA
This is a messenger RNA of Triplophysa dalaica, 2809 nucleotides long. It is a transcript of the gene fam219aa, whose product is annotated as family with sequence similarity 219 member Aa. The record is from RefSeq and is a predicted model, not a curated record. NCBI's taxonomy places the organism in Eukaryota, Metazoa, Chordata, Actinopteri, Cypriniformes, Nemacheilidae.